This is a messenger RNA of Closterium sp. NIES-65, 1701 nucleotides long. The record is from the annotation of a GenBank genome assembly. Lineage: Eukaryota; Viridiplantae; Streptophyta; Zygnematophyceae; Desmidiales; Closteriaceae.
AUGGCGCGCGCGCUGGCGAGCGGCAGCGCGGAGGACGCCAAGGCGGCGGGCAACGAGUACUACAAGGCGGGCCGCUUCGCCGACGCGCUUCAGCUCUACGACCGCGCCGUCGCGCUCGCGCCCGCGCGCGCACACUACCGCGCCAACCGUGCCGCCGCUCUGUCCGCGCUCAACCGGGUGGCAGACGCCGUCGCGGACUGCGAAGAGGCCGUGCGGCUGGACGGCAGCUACGCUCGCGGGCGGCAGCGUUUGUCUGGUCUGUACCUGCGGCUGGGGCGGGUGGAGGACGCGCGCGCGCAGAUGGCGGAGAUGGCGGAGGGGGAGGCGGCGGAGGAGCGGGCGCGGGUGGAGAGGGUGGAGAGGUGCGUGGCGCGGUGCGAGCAGAGCGUGCGGGCGGGCGACUGGCAGGGCGCGGUGGUGGAGGCGGACGGCGCCCUCAGGGAUGGCGCUGACCUCGCCCCGCAGCUGUGGCUGUGGAGGGCGCGCAGCUGCAGGCAUCUCGCGCGCCUCUCAGAGGCGGAGGCCGCGCUGACGUCAGCGAGGGGGGCGCUGACAGCGCUGCGGGCGUCAGUGGCGGGCGAGGGGGCGGGCGGGGGGCGAGGGCGGGCGGUGAGAGCGGUGGAGGGCGACGUGGUGGAUGAGGACGUGCGCCUCUCGCUGCUGCUCGGCAGGCUCAUGUGGGCCAGCCUGCAAGGUGAGUUGCUUUGUCCCAACAUCUGCACCACUGCACCGCACCACCUCUACCCCCCCUCCUUGCCCUGUGCUUGCCCCCUCCCUCCCCGGUGCAGGUUCGACUUGGCAGUGGCGAGGGCGGAGCAGGGCGCCAAGCUCUUCCCCGACCACCCCGCGCUGCCCGCGCUGCUCGCCACUGCACGCCAGCUGGCGGCGGCCCGCACGGGCGGCAACGAGCUGUUCAAGGUGGGCGACGCGGCGGGCGCAGCGGAGGCGUACUCGCGGGGGAUAGUGGCGGGCGGCGAGGGCAACCCGGUGCUGCUGUGCAACCGCGCUGCGUGCCGCAUGCAGCAGCGCCGCUGGCACGACGCCCUUGUGGACUGCCAGCGCGCCCUCGCUGCCCACCCCGCCUACUGCAAGGCGCUGCUCCGCCAGGCCACGUGCCACUCCCAGCUGCAGCAGUGGGAGGCGGCGCACCGGGACUACCUGCAGCUGCGCCAGCUCAUGCCCAACGACGCUGAUGUGGCCAAGGCCUUGGCUGACGUGGAAGCGAAGCUGAAUAAGGCUGGAAUGCCAGGCAGCAGUGGGGCGGAUGGCAAGAGGGGCGGCAGUGCGGCAGGGGGAGGGGGUGGCAGCAGUGGCAGAGUGGUGGCGGUGCGCACCGACAGCGAGUUCCGAGGGGCUGUCACCAGCAUGGGUGCGUUCCUUGACAGCAGUGCAAUGCUUCUCUGCUCCUCUGCCACCUUUGCAGGGCUGGUGGUGGUGGCCUUCAGUGCUGCAUGGUGCGGCCCAUGCCGCCAGGCCGCGCCGCUGUUUGAGCGCCUCAGCGCCGCGCACCCCACCGUCAAGUUCCUCAAGGUGGACAUUGAUGUGCUGCCGGAGGUGGCAGCACGAGAGGGUGUGCAGUCGGUGCCGACGUUCAAGGUGUGGAAGCACGGUGCCCGCGCCACGGAGGUGGUGGGCGCACAGCUGCCGCAGCUGGACGCCGCCAUCCGCUCUGCCCUCAAGUCGCUCAGCCACGGCUUCUGA